AAACAACAGCACCGAGUGAGCCGCGAGUGUGUAUGUACUCUUCUCGUUCGUGCUAGAGGUGAAAAAAGUGCUCAUUGGGACGUUCUGAAGCAGAUAUCACACAACUCGCAACAGUAGUCGAAUCUGCGACGAAAAAAUUGUCCAUCAUCAAAAUUCGCUGUCCGCCGUUAGAAAACGCUUGAAACCGGAAACUAUUUUACUCAGAAGGAAUAUAAAUCACGUAAUUCGAGUUCACCAAACUGUGCGGAUCCACCGGAAUAUGAAGUGUUGAAAAUUUGUGAAAAAGGUAGGAUUUUGUCAGUCUCGCGAAAGCACUAGAAAAAAAGCUGGAGCUCAGACGUGUGAGGAUCAGAAAGCUAAUCCCGGUCCAUAACAGCAGCUGCCAGGAGCGAAGCGAUUUUGAAUGAUGGCACUCAACAUUGCAGUUCCGUUGACGACCGUCGGAGAUCUGAUGGAUGGCUUCGGACUGCUCUCGCCGAUUUCACCCCUUAGCGUAGACUGCCGAGGUGUGGUAGCGGCCGGAAGCCACGGAAAAAAGCAAUUGGUCUCACCCGUUGGAAGCGAAUCGAGUGGUGUCAGUUCCCUGGAUUCUGACGAGAUUAAGAAACCAAGCUCGCCACCGACGACUCCAACAGAAGAAGUGGAAAGAUCAUCGGUCAGCUCUCCACUUCCGUUGUCUUCAGAAGGUAAAUCUGAAGCAACUGGAACCGAAGAUUGUCCUAGUCAAGCAGUAUCCAGCAGCUGUUCAUCGUCCACUCGUACCUCGUUAUCGUCUACGGAGAGCAUUGGCAACAACUUGGAGGAUCCCGGUUCCGUGGAUGAUUUGUUCGAAACCGAGCCAAUCAAGGAAGUCAAGGUCGUUCUGGGGGGCCGCGACGUACUGAACUUGAUUGACAAUUUGGUCAAUUUCGAUCAUUUCCGUCUUCAGUUCGCCCAGUUACCGGAAAAUGAUAACAUUCACUUUUUUCUGGACAACCGUUCCCAGUAUCAUCGUCUUGGAGCAAACGGCCAUAUUCAGGAGUAUACGAUGGUUAAGUGUAGAUGCUGUGACUUUAAAUAUCCGGUUAAUGAGACAUCACUGACAAGCGGAGUUCCGGCUGCGAGCAUGAGUCAAGCAAAUUUGACAGCGGCUUACCAGCUUCAACAACAACAACAACAGCAGCAGCAGCAACAACAAUUGCAGUGGAGCAGUUUUUCCAACAAUCUUAAUAGUAUUGCCGGAAGUAGAGAAAAGGUUAGCCCGAAUGUGGCGGCCCAUGCAUUUAACAAAGCGUUUGUCGGUGGUAACAGUGGCAACAUGAGCAACAACAGUAACAAUGUCGGCAAUCAUUAUUCGCGCAACGGUGGCAACAUUUCCGCUGCUGCUGUCUUUGGAAGAGAUUCCAACAAUCGCAAUACCGGUGGCAGCUUUCUAAACAAUACUAGCACGUACCAGAAUCACAAAUCAUAUCAACAAAACUUCGGAGCACCAACCAACAAUAGUAGCAAAUUCAGCUCGCCUUAUGGGCAACUUCAGCAACAGCAGUUCUACUCCAAAAACCACCCGCUGCGUUACGGCAGUGGCAAUGGUAACGGUACUGGUCAGUCUAGUGGUUCCGAAGGGCUCAACGCGGUCGUCGCUGCAGCCGCUUUGGCAAGUCAGAACUUGCAAAAUUUCCACCUCAUCAACAACUACAACAAUCGCUACAACGGCAAUAAAAGCAACAACAAUAACAACAUGUUUGCAUACUACAAGACCAUGAUGUAAAUGAAAGCACAGUGCGUUCCAUACAGUUCUAGCACCGAAAACAGAAAUCGGUGACGUGUCAGACAUUGCCUAGAGCGCAGGAAGGAUUCUUAAUGCUCUGCAUCAUAAAUCUAGAAUGGCAGAACGCCCUCGGCAUCCCCUUCACAGUAGAUGAAAUCUGUUUCCCGUUUUUUUCCCCGUCUAGUGACGAAUCCUUCCAAUUCGCUAGUUAGUAGAAAGUGAAAUUGUGACCAGCCAUGCGGUCAACGAAACGCUGCCGCCGCCGCCGCAGUAGCCACCGCCGAAGGAACGAUAAAAAGAUAGCAUAGUGACAUUCGAGAGGUUGCUACUAAAACCAAUACAUUACAUUUUUACGUCGAGAUAUUUAACUGCAAGCAAACAAAAAAAAAUCGUUGUAAUUAUUAUACAUACACACAAGCAUAUAUAUUUUUUUAGAGUAAUUGACUUCGUAUAAGAAAUUAAUGUUGAAUUUUAGUUAUUUAUUAAUAUUUUGAUUGUAUUUCCAAGCAGAACCCAGAACAUACAAGGAGCUCCUAGUUAUUAAUAUUAUUAUUUUUUUUUUGUAAUCGAUGCCACCCCGCGUUGGUUUGUAAAGUCAGGAAAAUCCUGCUAGGAAAGCAAGCGGAAAUCGAUCGACCGUUGUUCGCUUUUUUUUGUUGAAAAAUAUCAAGACAAAGAAUUUACUAUACAGAGGAAAGGAUCUCAUAGUCACAGUUGAAUUAGGAUCGAAAACGAAAUGCGAGCCGACAACAACAAAAAAAUAUCUGUAGGUUGGAAAUCAACGGCACAGUCUUUAGCAAUUUAGAUAGAAGAGGAGAAAUAGUUUUCCGUCUAAAGUCUUUUUUUUAUUAAGAAUAUCAAAUAAUUGUGUUUUAGAAUGUUAGAGAAGGUCAUAGAGCAAGAUAAAUAAAACAAUUUUAUUUCAAGAAUUACUGUGCAACCGGCUAGGGAAUGAAUGAGUUAUAAGAAGAAAGCAAAACAGUCAAAUUGGCUACCCACAAAGAAACGUACCUAGUAUUAAUAGUUGGGGUUUGUUAAUCGAUUCCUUUUUUACGAUAUUGACAUUCAAAGAAACAGUAAUGAUUCUGGAAGAGAAAACAAAGUUUAGCUCUGCUCGAAGCGGCGGAGACAAGAUUUCAGCCAACUUGCCAAUUUCAGGGAUUCUGACCAAAUGAGAAAACACAUUUCAGUGUACGCCGUCUCGGUAAAUUUUUAACUUUAUUUCCUGUCGGGAGACGACGAAACAACAAGCAAGCAUAAUUAUGACAAUGCCAAAACCUAGUGCAGUUAACGAGCGAAAGUGAAUGUUUUUCGUUUUCUAUUUGAGAUUUUGCUUAGUGUUUAUAAAUGUAACAAGCUGAGCUACCGUAGGGAACACGGAACAAGAAACAAGACGGAAAAACAACAGCUUUUCGUUACAAUUGAUUGUUGCCUGCAAGACUAGUUUUCUGAACCGUUGAAUUUUAAAUAUUCACGCGCUAGGAGUUCGAGAGCAGAUUUAUAUUGUUUCCAUGGAACAGACCGUAAAUUUCAAAAACCAUUCACGCACACAUUUCCCUAGGAAAUGUGAUUCUUAAAAAUUGAUAUUUGAGAAGAAAAAACUAACUGUGUGAAAUUUUAAUAGACUUGAGAGUUUCUAAAACGAGUAAUUUAGACAUGUUUGUUUUUAUCGAAAAUCCAUUUGAAAGAAUUUACAUUAUAUCGAAAUAUCAUUAGCCAAGGCAAGGAGAAAUACCAAAAAAAAAGUUGAUCCUACUAUUAAUAAAAUGAACUAUAAGUGUUUUGUUAUCAAACUGUUUAAUUCUGUGUGUAUUUCAAGCGGAAAUCAGCAAACGGCGAACCUCCUGUUCGAGGAAUGAAUUCUAGGUACUAGUUCAAAAAUAAACAAAUCAACAACUAAUCAAUAGAAUGUAAGGUAAUGCUCAAAAAGACUAACAGCCGCAAAAUGUUGAAACGCCUCCUGGGCAUCCGUUGUAGGGUUCAACUCAAACACGUACACUCAAGUACAUUAAAAAAUAAAUAAACACAAUUCUCUGUGCCGUCACUGUCGCUCGGAGUGAAAUAGAGGAUUUCCGGUGUGGUACUAGAACGAACUGCCGGUUAUAUAGUCGAAUGGGGUAAGACAGCUAGAUCUGUAUUCGGUAUUUCACGGUUUCAUCGAACAAUAAUGUUAGUUUCGCCAAUGUAAAAAAAAGUCGCAAUUCAAAGAUGAAUUUUGUAUUGCUAGAACUGCAGAAAUCGUGUACGUAAUGUGAAUAUUCCUGUGUAAUUUUCGUUUUAAUUAAUAACCACUUGGAGCUCUGGUUUUUCCAAUCUCAGUUGUUUUUGUGUUUUACAAGUUUUUAGUUGUGGGUGCGCCAGUGAUCGGUGUCCAUAAAAUUAUCCUUUUAAACGAUGUUCUAGUACUGCAAAGCAAUUUCCCGUUAAUCACUCUCAAUACGGUAGUUACCUUCUUUUCUAUCAUUAAAAUAAUAUGUUUAAUAUGCGCUUUUCCUAUUGGUUUUAAAUUUGAGUGUUUGGUAACUUAGAAUUAGUGUGUCUGUAGAAUGAAUAUAAAGGGAAAACUCAAAUACAUGCGGCGAACCCAAUUGUAUGACGAUUAAUUUUUCUAGUUUGUAUAGCUUUUCAUUUAUUUCGUUGCUUUCUGUGAUGGUCUUUGUUUAAGGUUUUUAAAUGUGUAGUUUUUUUUUGUUUAAUAUAAUUUUUUUGGUUUUCUCAUCCAAAAACUAACUACUCUUCGAAGGUAGUAGAAUCAUUACCAUAAUGCUGCUUGAAAAAAAAACUGGAACGAACAAGCACACUCACGAUUGUCGAUAUAAUUAAUUAUUACCUUGUUUCAAAUACGUGUACGUUAACAUUCUAGUUGUAGAUUAAAGGAGUUUUAUUAAUCACUAGUUUUAGAGACGUUUUGACGAAGAACGAAAAUAAUAAUAGUCAUACAAAUGUUACGAUAAAUUCCUAUUCGAUACUCGAAUUGCCGUUAGAUACGCGAGAGAUAAUAGCCUAUUUUCACGCUUAAAACGAUCGUUUGUUUGUAUAUUAUUUACCACUAGUAGUGCGAGAUUAGAAGGAAGUUAAACAACACUAUUUAGCUUUUUUUAUUUUCCCAACCCGUGCUUCUGGACGUGAAAAAUUAAUCGUCAUAUCAAGAAUUCACCUGUACACUAUGACAUCUAAUCACUAAUUAAGUAAAGGAAAACGAAGCCUCGAGUCAUAGCAAGAAGCAAACAAAUCGCAAAGCCAAGUCAGCGUAGAAGAAAAUUUCUUAUUUAUACAUAAAUUUUUUUUUUUUAUCCAGUGUUUUCCGGGUUCCAUUUAAACAUUGUUUCUUAUUACAUGUGCUAGCUAAAUCUAAUCCUAAUACGAAACGAACACAGAAAAGAUCCUUCCUGAUAGUCAUUAUUGCCUUACGAAAACAUAUUGUAAGUGUGUAUUCUUCUUAACCACAAGCAUUACUAUGCAUUGCAAAUUAAUUCAUGUAUGUGUGUAAAAAAAAACAGUAAAAGAACAACGCAGCACGUACCCGAUAGAGAGAAAAAAAACACUGUAUAAACAACGGGGGAAUAAGGCCAAAAUCAAAGACAAAGUCAAGCGUAGGUGUGAUUUUGACAAUAAAAGAAAGAACUAAAAAGCUACGAGUAUUGCCGUUUUGUUUCCGUUACUUUCAAAUUGAAUGAGCCGUUCCGUAGAAAUGAAAUGAAAAAAAAACAAUGUGUACUUAAGCAUCCGCAGUGGAACAACAUAUAAACAGGAAUCUUCCUGUCAUAAGAAAUAAAAAAGUAGAAACAAAAACAAAAGUUUGAAAAAAAAACAAACAAGUGAUCUCAGAGAACUCUGUUUUUAAUCUGUAAGAAGUAACCAAACGAUAUAUCGUGUGUCAUCAGAAGAAAAAGUAUUCAACAGUAGUAGCGUUUGUGAAACCAAUUACUUUAACAGAAACUAUGCGAACUGAAAGUUAGCCUAUUUCAUUGUACAUGUAACGCCAAAAUAUCAAUGGUAAUUAUCUGCCUUUUUGUGAUAAAAAAAAAAGAUCAAUAUUUCUGGACUACCUACCAACCAACAAGGAAUACAUUGAAAUCAGAGUGCUCGGGAAAGUCAAUAUCCUAUACCAUCCAGGUGACUGCAGAUACUUCGUCAUGGAUCAAGUGAGUUUUUUUUCGUGGUUCUCUCGCUUCCGAUAAGGCACUGUCCGUUUAUAGUCCCAUUUCAUUUCGCAAUUUCUAUACAAACGUGCCUUGCUAUAACCAACUGUAAUUGAUUAUAUUAUUCAGCUGGAUUGUCUGGAUUGGUAGCAACCCGUACGAUUUAAAGCCAUUGGACAUGAAAUCGUUUAGCAUAUUGGUCAUCUGACAUAACCAACGAGAACCAAAUAUUUAUCAGAAAAAUGUAUUCAUCAUAGUGCAGAGUAAUGUUUCAAUGCGAACAUAAACGGGUCGGUCUGGUUCAUUAGACGUAAUCGUGAUGCUCACAUGAAUUGUUUUCCGGCUAAGACAGCCGUUUUGCAUGUCAUGUGACUUGCGAUGACAAAGCUCACCUCACUGCAGGUGACUUUUUCCAUAUAUUUUGAGAGUUAAUUUGGGUGACGUGAGAUUUUCUAUUGUAAUCCAGAAAGUUUUUCAUGUGUAUCGAGAUGUGAAUGUGAACCGAUUUAAAGUAUUGGUAAAAAAUGUAGUCACUUUGAUAGUUGUUUUAUAUCAAUUGUUUAAACUACUAGGCUAAAUAUUGUUCUUGGAUUCGACUUCCAACCCCACAUACAGAGUUGAAAAAAUUCUAACUCGGAGAGGCAACAGAUCAACACAAAACUAAAUCCUCUUUUAAAAAUAGAAUAAAAUGUUGCCAAUUUUGAAAUUUGGCCGAUGAUUUUCCGUAAAUAAAAACUUGAAAAUGAAAAAUAAUAUAAUUUGAAAAAAAAAGUUUAUAAUUUUAGAUGUUCUUCAAAGAAAGGCGACAGUAGCAUUGACAUCAAAUGGAGGAAAAACAUCGAUGAAUUCUUUGAAUUCGGUGUCAAUUUCUGCUUAGGAAUUAUCGUAUAUUUUCCGAUGAAUGUUUGAUGAAGCGAUGAAUUGACUGUUUAGCUUUAAAACGUAUACAAUUUUUUCACUUUCCUUCUAUUUCCACUGAAUAAAUCAUCAAAAGUGUUUCACUCUUUCUCGAUUUCUAGAACAACAUUAGAAAAGGGUGGAAGAGCCAAAGUGUAAACAAAGCAUGUUGCGCUUUAUUUCUAUGGAACAACUCAUAAACUAUUAUUUUCAUUACAAAAUUCCCUCAAAAAUCAUUCAGUCAAGGAUUUCCGAAGUUACGCUUGUUUUAACGUGGAUUUCUGAAGUUACGUGAUUUUUAUUUUCGUGUGGACUUUCGAAAUUUCGCGUUUUUUUUACGCGGGUUCCCGAAAGUUCCGCCGUUUCUUUUGCAAAUUUUCAUUUUCCUUUUUCUCGCGUUUUUUUUUGUGUUGUCUUAGAAAUGCAUGAAACGUCGAGGUCUGGUGCUAUCGCGAUUUUUUUAAAGUCAGCUCUGAAACUUAAAAAAAUUUCAAGUUUUUUUUUUCAAAAA
Malaya genurostris is the source of this 7297-nucleotide messenger RNA. RefSeq names its product bromodomain-containing protein DDB_G0270170-like. The record is from RefSeq and is a predicted model, not a curated record. The transcript has 3 exons. NCBI's taxonomy places the organism in Eukaryota, Metazoa, Arthropoda, Insecta, Diptera, Culicidae. Bases 404 to 1747 code for a protein of 447 amino acids.